Molecule: messenger RNA, 999 nt
Organism: Penicillium daleae
Lineage: Eukaryota; Fungi; Ascomycota; Eurotiomycetes; Eurotiales; Aspergillaceae
Exons: 3
Coding region: 1-999 (332 amino acids)
Cellular component (GO): cytoplasm
Molecular function (GO): glutathione transferase activity
Source: RefSeq, a predicted model, not a curated record
AUGGCAGACCAAAACACCCAAAUCUACAAACACGCCGACUCAGAUGGGCACUUCCGACGCAAAGACUCAACAUUUCGCUCCUGGAUCUCCCGCGAUCCAGCAUCUGAAUUCCCCGCCGAGAAGGACCGCUACGUCCUCUACAUCAACUACGGCUGUCCCUGGGCGCACCGCGCUAACCUAGUACGCACCCUAAAAGGCCUGCAGGAUGUUAUCCAAAUGGCAGUACUAGAUCCGGAGCUCAGACCAGAUGGAUGGUUCUUCUCUGGUCGCAAUGGAUACGACGAAAAGGAUCCACUAUAUGGAUUCAAGACCCUCAAAGAGCUGUAUCUCAAGGCUGAUCCUAGUUAUGAGGGGCGGUAUACGGUGCCCACGCUGUGGGAUAAGAAGAAGGAGACUAUCGUCAAUAACGAGAGCGGCGAGAUUAUUCGCAUGUUGUCUUCUGAAUUCGACGAGUUUCUGCCAGCUGAACUCCGAGAAAUCAAUCGUCCAGGAGGUGGAUUGUACCCUGAGAAUCUGCGAAGCCAGAUUGAUGAGCUGAACGCGUGGGUAUACCCCUUGAUCAACAACGGCGUCUACAAGACGGGUUUUGCCACCACGCAGGCAGCGUACGAGGAGAAUCUGUAUCCUCUAUUUGAAGCUUUGGAUCGUGUCGAGGCACACUUGGGUCAACCAGGACACCAGCCGUUCCUCUUCGGCGAGAAUAUCACUGAAGCUGACGUCCGGUUGUAUACAACUAUUGCCCGCUUUGAUGUGGCGUAUUACUUGAUCUUCAAGUGCAAUUUGAAGAUGAUCAGACAUGAUUAUCCUCGAAUUGAUCGAUGGUAUCGUCGGCUUUACUAUGAUGAAUCAGAGAUGACGCGAGGGGCGUUCAAGAAGACGACCUACUUUGAUGUUUACAAACCUGGAUAUGUUGCUUCGUUGGGUAGGAAGUCUGGGAAUGAUCAACUGGUCGUUCCGGUUGGACCUGUUCCCGAUAUACUGCCCCCAGAGAAAGAGUGA